UUGUUUUUUAAAUCACGAAUACCUUACUGGAAAACAUAAACAUUUGAACAUCAUAUAAGUUUAUUCGGCUGGAUAUCUUGAAGGUUAUAAAUCUUCUUGAGCUACGUCACAGGAGAUUUUUCUAGCAACGAAGCAAUUUGUGCAUUUUGCUGCGCAAAGAAUGCCUCAUCUCGUCUUGUUUUUGUGCAUCACUACCGCUUCAGGUUUUUCUCUGUUUAACUUGCAAACAUCGUUUGUGGAAUUUGAGCCUUUACACGCAAACGCAGAUGGUGUGAUCUUAGUUGGUUUUCGUUUUAAAACGUAUGUCAAUGCUGGUCUCUUGUUUUAUGUUGAUGAUAUGGGAGAAGGAAACUAUCUUACAUUUUACAUCAAUCGAAAGCUUCUUGUUUUUGAAAUGCGGGAGAAAACUGGCAAAACAUUGAAAAUUACAUCGACAUAUGAUGUCAACGAUUUACGCUGGCAUAAAAUUGAUUUAAAAAUAAGUAAGCAACAUGUAAUGUUCAAACUCAAUAAUGAAGUGCAAGCAGUUUUUAACAUUACAAACUCAAUGAAAUUGAAAAGCGCUACCUAUUUUGGUGGCAUUUCAAAUCAUGUUGGUUUAUUUUCAUUAUCUCACGAUGAAAUAAAGUUUAAGGCUCGAUUCUUGGGAUGCAUUGAGGACUUGUAUCUAUAUGAUGUUGGUAGAAACUCCACAGACAUCAGUUCUCCCAAGGUGUUAAGCUCGUCUGCGAUGGAUAACGAAUGCAAAGACGCAUGUAAGCUGAACAAUUCAUGUCAAAAUAACGGUGUUUGUGUGAACAGGUUUGCCAUGUCUGAUUGUCUCUGUGAAUCUACUGGUUACUAUGGAAAGUUCUGUGAAAAAGAAUUACCUGUUGUUGGACUCACUCCGGAGCAAGGUGUUAUCUUUGACAUAUUGUCGUCAAAUAUUAAGACUGCUUUAGAAAGAACAGACUUUUUCAUUCGUGUUCGUUCGAGCCAACGUAACGGUGAGAUAUUUUCUACGGCUCAUAAAGGAGACUAUCUACGUCUCGAAUUUUACAACGGUAGAAUUGCUGUAACAGUGAACUUAGGUUCCGGUAGUGUAACAAUUGUAACCAAUAAGAACUUUUAUAACGACAACCAAUGGCAUAACGUGAGAUUGGAACGUGCCAGGCGAAUGGUUAAUCUCACUGUCGAUGAUUCUGAUAGGGCGAGUGGGAAAACCGAAGGUUCUUUUGACAAAUUUCAUCUACCAUCUGAAAAAACAUCUUUCACUCUUGGCGGUAGGAAAAAUUUUAAUAAUUUUGAAGGUUGUUUACAGGAAUUUGUCUUCAAUGGUUAUCAUGUAAUACUUAAUUACAACAAGAGUUCUGAUGGAAUAUCAGCCAGAGGAAAGUUUUUAAAAUCAUGUCCAUUUCCAAAAAAAGCUUCAACCAAUGACACAAGACUCUUCUUGCGUAACACUCCAUUCAUCACAAAAACCUUUUCACCAACAAUUGUGACCAAUGAAACACUUUUAGCUUCGAAGUUGCUUUCAGUGACGUCACCAUUGGUUAGGACACAUGUGACGUCAAUAACUGAUGUUCCCUUGGAAAGCUCGGAUUAUCACGCAGAUGCUAUUGACCAGUUACAAACAAUCUUGGCAUCAACAAGUAAACCAAUCCCUGUCUUGGCCUACAUGUUUUAUGAAUCUAGUCCAAGUUCGGGAAUAAACGAUCAAAAUAUAAACAUUUUCCUUUCAACUGUUAAACGUAAUACAAAGGGCGUGAUGUUGCAGAAAAGCGUUGAAGUGUUAACAAUUUCCUCCAAUGAACGUAAAGAAGGCGAUCUUACAAUUCAUUACAUCAUUUGUGCGCUUGUUGUUCUCCUUGCGUUGGUUGUUGCUAGUUUGAUUAUACUGAGAGCAAGAAAGUUAAGCAAGAGAAAAUAUGCUUUAAGACGCCAGAGUUCCACUCAAGAUUACUGGGCUGACACGGGAACAUUACAACAAAAAACAAGCUUAUAGUGUAAUAUGGUCUGUACGUAUCUUUACUGCAUAUUUUAUUAAUAUAGCACUGGGAUUUCACUAUUUCUGUGACUUAAAUUCGAUUUUUAAAUCCUAAUGGUUGAGGUAAGGUGAAGAAUAAAAAUUUAUUAGAGUAA
This is a messenger RNA of Xenia sp. Carnegie-2017, 2121 nucleotides long. RefSeq names its product neurexin-1-like. NCBI's taxonomy places the organism in Eukaryota, Metazoa, Cnidaria, Anthozoa, Malacalcyonacea, Xeniidae. Bases 161 to 1984 code for a protein of 607 amino acids. The transcript has 2 exons. The record is from RefSeq and is a predicted model, not a curated record.